Oreochromis aureus is the source of this 6539-nucleotide messenger RNA. RefSeq names its product Ras protein specific guanine nucleotide releasing factor 1 (gene rasgrf1). Gene Ontology annotation, biological process: Ras protein signal transduction; positive regulation of GTPase activity. The transcript is spliced from 27 exons. Lineage: Eukaryota; Metazoa; Chordata; Actinopteri; Cichliformes; Cichlidae. Gene Ontology annotation, cellular component: plasma membrane. Bases 254 to 4024 code for a protein of 1256 amino acids. The record is from RefSeq and is a predicted model, not a curated record. Gene Ontology annotation, molecular function: guanyl-nucleotide exchange factor activity; protein binding.
UAAUGUGGACCUUCAAAGCGCUCGGAGUAUGACAGAAGAUUUUAGGAUGCUGGACUUGUGCUCCUCGUUUUGUUUUGUUUAGUUAAAUGCCAACACGGUGAAUGCGUCGGACAGAGUGGACAAGCCUGCUGCUAGAGGUCCGCAUUGAGAAAGUCAACAUCUUGCCUUUCUUUAUUUGAUUUUUUCCCCCGGAGCGACUUCAGAAGGAUGUAACGACCGAUCCACCUUGCGCAUCUGAAGUGUCCUCAUCAAAAUGCAGAAGGGAAUACGACUUAAUGAUGGUCAUGUCACCUACCUGGGGCUUUUGGCAAAGAAGGAUGGUACAAGACGAGGGUGCUUGAGCAAAAAGAGCUCAGACAACACGAAAUGGCACACAAAGUGGUUCGCUUUGUUACAGAAUAUGCUCUUUUAUUUUGAGAACGAGUCCAGUUCUCGACCCUCGGGAUUAUACCUGUUGGAGGGAUGCACAUGCGACAGGGCGCCUUCACCGAAACCUUCGCUGUCAGCCAAGGAGUGUUUGGAAAAGCAGUACUAUUUCACAGUCAGCUUCAACCACGAAAACCAAAAGGCCCUUGAGUUGCGCACGGAGGAUGUAAAAGACUGCGAUGAAUGGGUGGCUGCCAUAUCACACGCCAGUUACAGAAACUUGGCUACAGAGCAUGAGGCUCUCAUGCAGAAGUAUCUUCAUCUGCUUCAGAUUGUGGAGACGGAGAAAACAGUUGCUAAGCAACUUCGACAACAGAUAGAGGAUGGGGAAAUAGAGAUUGAAAGGCUCAAGUCAGAGAUUGCUGGGCUGCUCAAAGACAACGAGAAGAUCCAUGCCAGCCCUGCAGCUGCUCCAACUGACGACGACUCUGAGAUUAAGAAGAUCAAAAAGGUCCAGAGCUUUCUGCGAGGCUGGAUUUGCAGGAGGAAGUGGAAAACCAUCAUCCAGGAUUAUAUCCGCUCGCCUCAUGCAGAGAGCAUGAGGAAGAGGAACCAGGUGGUGUUCAGUAUGUUGGACUCGGAGGCAGAGUACGUCCAGCAGCUUCAUAUUCUGGUGAACAAUUUCUUGAGGCCGCUGCGCAUGGCCGCCAGCUCUAAGAAGCCUCCCAUCACCCACGAUGAUGUCAGCAGCAUAUUCCUCAACAGUGAAACCAUCAUGUUUCUGCAUCAGAUCUUUUACCAGGGCCUGAAAGCCAGAAUAGCAAGCUGGCCAACACUAGUCCUUGCUGACCUGUUCGACAUCUUGCUGCCCAUGCUGAACAUCUACCAGGAGUUUGUGAGGAACCACCAGUACAGCCUGCAGAUCCUGGCACAUUGCAAGCAGAACCGAGACUUUGACAAAUUGCUGAAGCAGUACGAGGCCAAGCCCGACUGUGAGGAAAGGACCCUGGAGACCUUCCUUACCUACCCUAUGUUCCAGAUUCCUCGCUACAUCCUUACUCUCCAUGAACUGCUGGCCCACACACCCCAUGAACAUGUAGAGAGAAAUAGUCUGGACUAUGCCAAAUCUAAGCUGGAGGAGCUUUCCAGAAUAAUGCAUGAUGAAGUGAGCGAGACCGAGAACAUCAGGAAAAACCUGGCAAUAGAGCGCAUGAUUGUAGAGGGCUGCGAGAUUCUGCUUGACACCAGCCAGACGUUUGUAAGACAAGGGUCCCUCAUCCAGGUGCCAAUGAGCGAGAAGGGCAAGAUCACCCGUGGGCGACUGGGUUCUCUGUCUCUAAAGAAAGAAGGGGAGAGGCAGUGCUUUCUCUUCUCCAAGCAUUUAAUCAUCUGCACCAGGGGGUCUGGAGGAAAGCUUCAUCUCACCAAGAACGGAGUAGUUUCGCUUAUAGACUGCACUCUUGUGGAGGAUCCUGAGGGGACAGAUGAUGAGUCUAAAUCAGACAAGAGUGGUCAGGACAUGGAGCACCUGGACUUCAAGAUUGUUGUGGAGCCAAAGGACAGCCAGUCAUUCACAGUCAUCCUGGUAGCCUCCUCAAGGCAGGAGAAGUCUGCAUGGACUAGUGACAUCAGCCAGUGCAUAGACAACAUCCGCUGCAAUGGCCUGAUGAUGAACGCCUUUGAAGACAACUCCAAAGUCACAGUGCCGCAGAUGAUCAAGUCAGAUUCAAGUCUGUACUGUGAUGAUGUGGACAUCCGUUUCAGUAAGAUGAUGAACUCCUGCAAGGUGCUGCAGAUCCGCUACGCCAGCGUGGAACGUCUCCUCGAGAGACUGACUGAUCUCCGUUUCCUUUCAAUCGACUUCCUCAACACCUUCCUGCAUUCCUAUCGUGUGUUCACCACUGCUGAUGUGGUGCUGGACAAACUCAUCACCAUCUACAAGAAACCCAUCAGUGCCAUUCCGGCCCGGUCACUGGAGUUAUUCUUUGCCAGCAGUCAAAAUAAUAAACUUCUUUAUGGCGAGCCACCCAGCUCCCCCAGGGCUAGCAGAAAGUUCUCCUCCCCUCCUCCUCUCGCUAUUGCCAAGAACUCAUCCCCCAACCGCCGUCGCAAACUCUCUCUCAAUAUCCCCAUCAUCACUGGGGGCAAAGCUCUUGACCUGGCUGCCCUUAGCUGCUCCUCAAAUGGCUAUGCAAGCAUGUACUCCUCCAUGUCUCCAUUCAGCAAGACCACCUUGGACAUCAACAAACUGUAUGUGUCCAGCCCGAUCGCAAGCAAAAUCUCUGAUGAGGGAGAAGACAAGAAGGAAAAGGUGGACGACCCCUCGGCAUGCAAACAAGAUCUCUCUGUACGAGAAGAAAGUGAUAAUGAUCAAAACCAGAGCGAUGACGGGGAUCCAGAAGCUUCUCCUACCAAAUCUCCAACUACACCAAAAAAUAUCAAAUGCAAAAACUCCUCAGAGUUUUCUCUGUUUUCCUACAACAACGGCAUGGUGAUGUCAUCAUGUCGAGAGCUGGACAACAAUCGCAGUGCUCUGUCUGCUGCCUCCGCCUUUGCUAUUGCUACUGCUGGAGCCAAUGAGGGUACCCCUACCAAGGAAAAAUAUAGACGGAUGUCCCUUGCCAGUACAGGUUUUCCAACAGAUCAGAGAAAUGGAGACAAAGAGUUUGUGAUCAGACGAGCGGCAACCAACAGAGUCCUGAAUGUGCUUCGGCACUGGGUGUCCAAACACUCUCCGGACUUUGAGAGCAACAAUGAGCUGAAGACGAAGGUUAUUGCCUUCUUGGAGGAAGUGAUGCAUGACCCUGAGCUGUUGACCCAGGAGAGGAAAGCGGCAGCCAACAUCAUCAGGACUAUAACUCAGGAAGAUCCCGGUGACAAUCAGAUCACGAUAGAAGACGUGACACAACUGGUUGGAGGAGGGAAAGCUGAGACCUUCGAGAAUCACUCGGCAAUGGAAAUUGCAGAGCAGCUCACUCUGUUGGACCACCUGGUGUUCAAGGUCAUUCCAUACGAGGAAUUCUUUGGCCAAGGCUGGAUGAAGAAUGACAAAAAUGAGAAGACGCCGUAUAUCAUGAGGACAACAAAGCACUUCAAUGACAUGAGCAACCUUAUUGCCACGGAGAUCCUCCGCUGUGAUGAUGUUGUAACCCGGGUAGCAGUCAUCGAAAAAUGGGUAGCUGUGGCCGAUAUCUGCCGUUGUCUACAUAACUACAACGCCGUUCUCGAGAUCACCUCAUCACUGAACCGCAGCUCCGUUUUCCGCCUCAAGAAAACUUGGCUCAAAGUUUCCAAGCAGACUAAAGCACUGAUUGACAAACUGCAGAAGCUCGUCUCAUCAGAGGGGAGGUUCAAAAACCUCAGAGAGGCUUUGAAGAAUUGCGAUCCUCCCUGUGUGCCCUAUCUGGGGAUGUACCUCACUGACCUGGCUUUCAUUGAGGAGGGAACGCCGAACUACACCGAGGACAACUUGGUCAACUUCUCAAAGAUGAGGAUGAUUUCUCACAUCAUCAGAGAAAUCAGACAGUUUCAACAAACAGCAUAUAAGAUUGACUUGCAACCAAAGGUAGUCCAGUAUCUGCUGGACAAAAGCUCUGUUCUGGAUGAAGAAAGCUUGUAUGACGCCUCACUCAGAAUUGAGCCUAAAGUGCCCAACUGAUGGGGAAGGUGGCCCUCCAUAUUAUUUUCUUUGUUAAUAUUACACAUCAGUUAACAUGCACAUCAACAUUUGUAUAGCUGUACAUGCUUAAGAUCUCUGCUCCUCUGUACAGUAGAUGUUUAAGGUUGUUUGACAACACAAAACAUUUUAGUGUAUAUUUUUCCAUGUAUGAUUUUAGUUGUUGCCAUUUCCACAAUGACACCUGCUUGAAGGAUUUUUUUUUAUUUCUAUGAGUAUUUCAAGAACAAUAAUAGAGGUCACUUUAGCUGCAUGCAACCGUGUGUUCUACUGUGACCAAUGACAUUAUUUUGCAUCAUGUCAUACCGUGUCAAAUUUGCACUUCGAGCACUCGUGUUGCUGGCUGUUGUUCUCUUGGCUUGAGUUUUAUUGAUGACUGAAGUUCUCUGCAACCAAUGUAGCAUUGUAAAAAAAACGAAAACAAAAAAAAAAUACUGCAUAAAAUCAGGUAAAAGAGCACAGAGAAUAUAAUUAAAGAUAGAGAACAGUGAUCAGUGCAACUGACAGCAAGGUAUCCAAAGCAUAUGUGUCUCUGUGCUUCCCGAACCAAAACAAGAAGGAUUUGUUUCUUCAUUUAUGCUCACUAUUCUAAAGACGGAGGUUCCCAACUGUGCUUAUACCACACUGAAUGUUUUCCUACAGUGUAACUGUGGACCAGUCCAGUAUGUCCAACCAGAUAUGAAAGUGAAUAGAAGGUAAAGGUUCUUGUUGAAGUUAUUUGCUAAAUGAGAAAAAUAAAUACAGUCCACAGGAAGGUCAACACUGUGAGCUAAAUGCUAAAAUUUGCAUGCUAUAUUUACAACGUUAACUGAACAACAAGCUCACCACUGUAGCUUAGCUUGUUAGCAUGCUCACAUUUUCUAAUUACCACUAAACGUAUAUUGAAAGCUUACAGGAAUGUUAUUGGUUUUGCAAAAAUCAAUCAAGUAUUUACCAAAAAUUGUAAAUAUUGCUCUAAAAGUUGGAAAGGUAAUGGACCAGUUUAUCCUCUGUUGUUGAGACAUUUUAUUAACAUCUACUGAUGUAAAUCACUAAUGUGAGUAAGCUUUACCCUGUGGACAUCAUUGAAAUCAGAAGCAAAUGUGCUGAGAUGUGCCAAAAUAUUUUAGGCUGAGCUGCAAAAAAUCGCACUCUUGUUGCUAGAACCAUCAGCUCAGUCCACGUAUUUGUACUGAUACAUAUAGCUGAUACAUAUAGACCAAAUGUGACAAACGGGACAUGAUGUGCAGACACAAUCUGUACACACUUAAUUACCUGUAGAGUUUUUUUCUUCUUCUUCUUUCUGCCAAGUACUAAAUGUUCUAAAGCUGGUAAUGAUAAACAAUCCAUAGAUUGGGAACCUCUUCUUUAAGUUAAGUUUAGCUGUAGGAUAAUACACUCAGUUGGCACACAAGGUGCCUAAUGUUUGCUGAGUUCCCUUAUAAGCUGUGUAACAACAUAGAGUGUUAAAGAAGGGUUACAUCCUUUUAGAUAUGUGAGGUUUAAGGUGACGGAUUUGUCACCUGCAUUUUUGUUACACUUAAAGUACACCAGUACAGUUCAGCGAGUUUCCCCCUUUAUGCUUGAACUUUUUGGUCUUGACUUGUUAAAUUGAAACUCAUGAAAAAAAAAAAUCACACGCGGUGGUUAAGUGUUGUACCUUCAGGUUCGGGUUCUACUUCUGUAGAGUAAAAGUUUGUUGCUUUUCUGUAAUCAAAAGACAAUCUGUCCUUUUUGCUGUUCCAGUGAUUGUGGAACAUGACUGUAUAUCACUCUGUUAUAUGCAUUGCUGUUAAAAACUAUGAUAAAAUGUAUGUGAAUGACCUCUGCCUGCAGCAUUCAAACACUAUUUUUGUAGUAGUAUAAGAGAGAGUGACCUGCUCUUUAUAUGAACAUGGGAAAGUAUUUUGUACUUUGUUGUUAAUUCACUUCACUGAGAUGCGCUGUACAUUUUGUACAUGCAACCUGGCAUAUUUCUCAAUGUGGAACAGUGUAAUCCUCUCAAAAACAAGUUAUAUCACAAGCUUAACACAAAACGCAACAACAGUGUGGUCUUGAAACCAUAACUUAGAGGUAGGAGAGCAAUUCAAAGUGUUUUGCAUUUAUACUGUAAUCCUGUCUAUAACCAUUUCUGUUAGCAGGAAUAUAGUAACGUAGUGCUUAUUCUGUGAAUAUUUGUAUGUAUUUUUACUAUGUAUGUACAGUACACUUUUGAAGCUAAUGUGGUAGGCAUGCAACACCUUCACAGACAGAAUAAUACUAUAUACUUAUACUGUAUACACUUAUAAAUGCACAUACUCUUAUAAGGUAUAUAAACAAAUAAACAUUUUGCUGUAAGCAAUACCCAAUGGUAUGAAAAUUAUCUUUCAACCCUCAUGUUUCCACAGCUUAAGAAAUAUUCCCAGUUUUGUAAGGAAAAAAAAGAUUAAAACAAGAUGAAGAACAUAACAACAAAUAAACAAAAAUAUGUUUCCCAGUUACCUCUUGAUAAUAAAUUCAUUUUAUCUCAGGGGCAUUU